UCCCCCGUGCUGCUCAGACCGGGUCUGUCUCCGCUCCCUGAAAAACGCUGUAAAGUUUUGUCAGUGACGAAUAAACUCAUGAAAGAAACCGGGCGACGGAUAGUUUCAAAGCUGGACUUGUGCGGCGUUUGGCUUUUUCACUGUAGUUGUGUUUUUUAGAGACUUUAAACUGGUUGGUUUGUUACGCGAAGUCGCCGGGAUUUCCUCUCAUCUCGAAGUUCCCAAGAUGAACUUCGGUCCGGUGGUCGGAAAACUUUCUGUGUUUGUGGCAACGCUCCUCAUCGGGCUGGUUUGUCACGCAGCAGAACCUCCAGCAUCUCAGUGGUCCAGCGACGAAAACAAGAACCUCACCCUUCGACGACACAGGACAUGUGUCGAGAACGAGCAGUACCUCCACAAGGGACUCUGCUGCCUCAAUUGCCAGGCUGGAACCUUUGUGCAGAAAGGAUGUGAAAGAGACCAAGAACCUGGUACCUGUCUUCCCUGUGAGCAUGGACAGACCUACACAGAGCACUCCAAUGGGAUGAACCGCUGUUUGCCCUGUACCCACUGCCGCUCAGAUGAGAUUCAAACUGCACCCUGCACCACAACCACAGACACCAGGUGCCAGUGCAGACCAGGUACUUUCUGUGUCCCAGAUCAGGCCUGUGAAGUCUGCAAACGCUGUGCCAAGUGUAAAUCAGGGGAGGAGGAGGUGAAGAAGUGCACUCCCUUUUCUAACACAGAGUGUCGAAAACGGGAAAUGUCCCCUACUGAAACCUUCCCUGCCAUCCCUACACCGACGCCUACUUCUCCUGCUGACAUAGUUGGUCCAGUAUGCAUUUUCCUGGUCAUCAUCGUCAUCAUCAUCAUCAUUGCACUGGCUGUAUGGUGGUUUGUCAUCAAGCAUCGUUCAUGUGAAUUACCAUGUUCAAAGAGCCACUGUGAUUCCAGUGAAAUUGUGAAGAUUCCUAUUGACGAGAGUGGGGCCACAGCAGAGGAGAGACAGAAUAAUCAGAAUGCAGGUCUGGAGGGAGAAGAAUCCCGCCCAGAGUCACGGCCCCUGCUGCAGGAGACCCAGCCUGGGAUGACCAAGGCCUCUCCUCCCCUCGAAGAUGAGGACCGAGGACUAGGAGACAGUUUGCCCAACACCACAAGUUCAUCUCAAACUAGCCUCUCAGCCCUGCCCACAGCAGCUUCCUCUGGCAACACCCCACACCAGAGCCCCACUGCCAUCAGACUGCCCCCUGCAGACAUGGAUGAUCCUCUGCGACAUCGAUUGGUGCCACUACAAGGGUCAGAAAAAUCCCUCAAGAAGAGCUUUGAUUUGUUCGACGAGUACCUGGAUGUGCGGAUCCACAACAAGUUUUUCAGAUUGAUUGGAGUCAGUGACAACAGCAUUCGGAUUGCAGAGAAUGGCGCUCCUGGUGACAAAGUGUAUGAACUGCUGAAGAGCUGGAUGCAGCGGCAGGGACUGAAAGCCGACAUUAACGACCUGUUGGACGCUUUGCUAAGUAUGGACCAGCGACGCUCAGCUGAGUGCAUCGCCUCUGCUGCCAUGCAGAGAGGCUACUACAAGCACGCAGACACACCCUGAAAGCUGAAGUAACCGGGGGGGGACUGCGAAUGAAGUAAACACAAAGUACUUAAUGCAAGAAAAACUAAAAGCACACAGACACUGUCGGUGGACACCGUGUCUCACGAACAGGCUUACCUCUUUGUGGCUGAGCAGCCAUGUAUUCGAAAGCCAGUAGUUUUAAAAAGAAAAACACAAAAAGGGGAAGGCCGAGCCGCAUUCAAACGAGCUCUGAAGAUGUUGACUACUUGCCAAAUGCGGGGUUGUGAUUAUGAAAAUGAAGAAAAAGUUUUGUGGUCAAAUUUAAGAACAUUACCACCAAAGACAACCAUGAAUAUGUGUUCAAGAGGAGAGCAGAUGAACAUGAAGGUGUCCGCUUCCACAGGGAGAAAUGGCUGCAUGUUUUAGGCUCUAAUGAAGCAACAUGCAUCCAAAUACUGAAAGCAUAGAUGUCUCCGGGCAUGUGUCACUCAUCUGGUCCCCUACCCAGAUCAAACUACACUACCUGGAGACAAGGAUAUACACUGGUUUGUAGGAGUGGCAUUAGCUAUGUCACUAAUACUGUGCCUCUUUGAUGCACUGACCUCUGGCACAUGUAGGAUUUAAAACUACAGUCAUGCUCUAUUUGUUGUUUUGUAGAUUUAGGCUUCUCUGAAACCACAUGUAACAGUUUAUGAACAUUUUCCUGACUAGUGGUAGGAAAAUAUUGUCCAUUUGUUAUGAGGGUCAAUGUGCAGCCAUACUAAUCUAAAUGUUUUACCUCUUUAAUGCCACUUGAUCUAAAUUUAUUUAGCUAUCAUGAUUUCAUCGUGUUCAUAGAACAUAGUGAUUAAUAAAGAUUUUGUACCAUCAAGUAGGCAUGGGACGAUAUGAAAAUUUCAAGUCACAAUUAUCCUGAACAUAAUAAGUUGGAUUCACCAUAUUAUCCUAAUAAUGAUCAAAAUAUGCUUAAAACUCUUAAUAUGGCACUAAAACAUACUGGAAUCACUUCACAUUAAUAUGAUAAUUAUAUCCCAGAGAGGACCCACACAUUUUUACUUAGUGAAAAAUAAUUUAAAAAAAACAGGCUUUUCAGCUAUUUGGUAUGGCAUCGUAUCUCUCGAUAUUAGAUAUGUUUGAUUAAGAUCUUUUGCGUUCUUUUGAGGUUGGUGCAUAUGCAGCCUGUUUCUGUAGUGUUUUUUUUAUUGUUGGUUUCCCAGCAGGCUCUUUGGGUGCUGCUGGGCAUAAUAUUUACGAUGAUCCUAAUAAUGGAAAGUCACCAAUAUCAAUUUAAUGGGUGUUUUUUAUUGCAAUCCGCAAUAAAAUCGUAUAUCGUCCCAUCCCUACAAUCACAUCACAUUGGAGAUUUACUUUCAGUCUUUGUUGUCCAGUCUUUUAUAUGUUCAGUGUUAUUAUACACACACGACAUUGUAGAAGAAAUUUCACAAGCUGUUUCUGUUGGAACAACUGUUAAUAGUAUAGUCGAAUGUUUCCGUAAUGUUUCCAUGUAGUAUGGAGAACUUCAAAGGUCAUUUUAUUUAUUGACAUAUUUAUUGUAAUGAAUAAUAAUUAACUUUCAUUAUUUAUACCAUUACCAAAACAAACGUCCCUGGAAAAAAGGCACACACUAUAUUCGUGUUGUGUUUUGCUUCAGGGCUAAAUGACUGACAUCAAACAUUUUCAAGGUAUGGUUGAAACUUGUAGUGUUGAGUUAAACUCUAUUCCUGCUCGCUGCACUGUGCUUAGUGUAGCACUCUGGUCCACACUGUCACUGUGUCAAUGUUACGUGUGCCAUUUUUUCCACAGGAGACCACAGUCAGCAGAGUGUGGAAGCUUUCAUGAUGCUAAAUGCAGAAUGGGUCACCUCAAAUCGGAGCUGAGGUGACACCAGACUUAGAGGACUAACCUGAUGAGUCGAAGCAUUAUAAUGAAGCGACUGAAUAAAUAAUCUGUCUGUACCCAUCAGCGGUGACAUGGGAUACAGAUCUGGAUUGUGUUGUCUUGGUUAGACUCAGACAAGAUGAAGGAAACCUUUUCUGGAUUUAAAAAGAAGCUCAAAUAUAUUUCCCUCAUUCUGUCACAUGUACAUACAAAUGUCCAGAGAGCAUUAAAGCCUCACAAAGUGUUUAUGUAUAUAUGCAGCUCUAUUAACAAACCAAAAUGAAUAUAGUGAGGUAUGAAGUUAUGAAGAACAACAGACACAGCGACAAGAGUAGUUGGCUGUUGAAGUUGUGACAUUUUAAACUAGAUUUUGCCCAUUUUUCUGCAGUCUCUAAUGUAUAAAGGAAAGAGUUACAGAGUUUUAUAUUAUUGCUGAAGAGUGAUGCUACAGUGCUGGCACUGCCAUCUAUUGACAGACAAUGAAAAUACAGCCGGCAUCAAUUUCUAGGGAUCUCAUACACCCCUCUCACUUUACAUUCUCCCUUUGACAUCUUUUAAACAUUUCUCGACUCUCAGACUUUAUUUCUUUGAAAAUUCCUGUUAGCCUUUCCUGAAGUAGCGUAGCCGUGAAUAGGCUCCAGUGCAUGUUUUGUUCACUCUGUGGGAGUUCCUGUGAGUGUAUGUCUUUCUUUUUUAAAAAUAAUUUCUGUGUUUUUACUUUUACAUAUUUCAUUGCAAGUCCUAAGCUGUUCAAUUAACUUCCUCUUACUUGUGUAAAAAUGCUCUGUUCAGCAAUUGCCGUUAAGCCAUUUCUCCCUUAGUUAUUGUUUGCUUGUCAUGGAUUUCAGAUAUAAAUUAUGCAAAUAUGAGCUGUUUUUAUGUCAAUUUCAAAUAAAUGUUUUGUACAGAUUACCA
This is a messenger RNA of Epinephelus fuscoguttatus (brown-marbled grouper), 4330 nucleotides long. It is a transcript of the gene tnfrsfa, whose product is annotated as tumor necrosis factor receptor superfamily, member a. Gene Ontology annotation, cellular component: cell surface; plasma membrane. The record is from RefSeq and is a predicted model, not a curated record. Gene Ontology annotation, biological process: positive regulation of apoptotic process; TRAIL-activated apoptotic signaling pathway. NCBI's taxonomy places the organism in Eukaryota, Metazoa, Chordata, Actinopteri, Perciformes, Serranidae. Gene Ontology annotation, molecular function: protein binding. The coding region runs from base 227 to 1576 and encodes 449 amino acids. The transcript is spliced from 10 exons.